CUUAAUUCUAGGAAAAUGGUGGAAAAGCUGCCGGUGGGAAUGCUCUAAACCCUACACCCUCAGAACCGCGUAGCCAUCACGCGAUUCCAGUACCAAUCUUUGUCGGUGAAUAAAACCCGUGCUGAUCACACUACUUCACUCUUCAGAGCGCCUUCCACUUCCUCAAGCCUCUACGUAAAGCCGGAAAAACCUCCACUGAUUUUGGCGCUUAUGCAGCUUAUGCUUAAAAAAAGAAGGUUGAGAACACAGUAGCAAAAGAAGAAGAAGAUAUGGCUUACAGUGGCACAGCCAUGGGUGCGCCACUGACGGGCGGUUCGGCAUCGGUGUCGACGGUCAGGCAGGUAAAAUUGGACAAAGAGAUGGAGCUGAGGGUGGAAGUCCCUAACGACACGCCUCUCCGCCUCCGCCUCCUCAGCGGCACGGCCGAGAUCUUCGGUGCCGAGCUCCCUCCUGAAAUCUGGCUCAACUUCCCUCCCAGGCUCAAAUUCGCCGUUUUUACUUGGUAUGGGGCCACAAUUGAAGUGGAUGGUACUACAGAACUUGAUUAUACCGCUGACGAGACGCCCAUGGUUGGUUAUGUAAAUGUUCAUGCCAUACUGGAAGGACGAAGAAACCGUGCAAAAGCAUCAUCAUCUAAUGACUCUGAUUCUUCUCAGGGACCUAGGGUGAUUGUUGUGGGACCUACAGAUUCUGGCAAGAGUACUCUGUCAAGGAUGCUUCUUAGUUGGGCAGCUAAACAGGGUUGGAAACCUACAUUUGUGGACUUGGACAUCGGCCAAGGAUCUAUAACAAUUCCUGGAUGCAUUGCAGCCACCCCAAUUGAAAUGCCCAUUGAUCCAGUGGAAGGAAUUCCUCUUGAUAUGCCCCUCGUGUACUUCUUUGGGCAUGCAACUCCUAGUAAUAAUGUAGAUUUGUAUAAAGUGCUCGUGAAGGAGCUUGCUAGAAUGCUGGAGAGACAGUUUGCUGGAAAUGCUGAAUCUCGAGCUGCAGGCAUGGUGAUCAAUACGAUGGGGUGGAUAGAAGGAGUAGGGUAUGAGUUGCUUCUACAUGCAAUUGAUACAUUCAAUGCCAAUGUUGUCUUGGUCUUGGGUCAGGAAAAACUUUGGAGCAUGCUCAGAGAUGUCCUGAAGAACAAGCCUAAUGUAGAUGUUGUGAAACUUCAAAAGUCAGGUGGUGUUGUAUCCAGGAAUAACAAAGUUCGUCAGAAGGCCAGGAGCUAUAGGAUAAGGGAAUAUUUUUAUGGCCUUGCGAAUGAUCUGUCCCCACAUUCUAAUAUUGCAAAUUUUAGUGAUUUGUUUGUCUAUCGAAUUGGGGGCGGACCGCAAGCCCCGCGCUCAGCAUUGCCAAUUGGGGCAGAGCCUGCUGCAGAUCCGACCAGAUUAGUUCCUGUCAGUAUCAACCGGGAUUUGCUCCAUGUUGUUCUCGCUAUCUCAUUUGCCAAAGAGCCUGAUGAAAUCAUUUCAAGUAAUGUUGCUGGCUUUAUUUAUAUCACGGACAUUGACAUUCAAAGGAAGAAAAUUACAUACCUUGCACCAGCUGCAGGAGAACUCCCGAGCAAAUAUUUGAUAGUAGGAACCUUGACAUGGCUCGAAACCUGACUGAUUUGCACAGGAAAAAAAAGAAAGAAACCUGACCGGUUUAUCAAUCUUAUUUUCGUGACUGGAAAGCCGACCUUUUGUUGUAAGUUACCCUGUGGCCAAGUGGGGUGAUUGUAUGCUACCUUUUCUUUACUGAUCAAUGAUAAGGGAAACAAGGGUCCAAAUACCUUUUAACUUA
Alnus glutinosa is the source of this 1776-nucleotide messenger RNA. RefSeq names its product protein CLP1 homolog. Gene Ontology annotation, molecular function: polynucleotide 5'-hydroxyl-kinase activity. Bases 270 to 1598 code for a protein of 442 amino acids. Gene Ontology annotation, cellular component: mRNA cleavage factor complex; nucleus. The transcript has 10 exons. The record is from RefSeq and is a predicted model, not a curated record. Lineage: Eukaryota; Viridiplantae; Streptophyta; Magnoliopsida; Fagales; Betulaceae. Gene Ontology annotation, biological process: tRNA splicing, via endonucleolytic cleavage and ligation.